AUGCCUCACAUUUUAUUGGACAACAACAAACACAUUGUUGGCAUAUUGGCAGGAUGGCCUAAAGGUGAUGCCUGGAAACAUACUGCAAAGGCAGCCUGCAACGCAAUGGAGCAGGCAAGAGGACAGUGUGUUUUCAGAUAUAUUAACAGGGAACACCGGAGAGGAUGCUAUCCAUGCCUUCCAGUGGGAGUCUCAUAUGGUAGAGGGCAGCAGGUAAUGCCAAAUAGCAAUGGAGCAGCCAUCCAAUCCCUCCUCAGGAACAAGGCCAUCCAAAGGCUUGCCAGAUUUGGAAACAGUAUAUUGCACCGCUACUCGCCAAAAGUGCAUAGGCUUGUGUUUGCUGCAGCAACGUUCAACUUUGGCCCUGCCACAGUGACCUAUGGCCACAUGGAUAAUGGAAACUUUGCCAGUGGUAUGUGCAGCAUUACCGCUCUGGGAAACUACGACCCAACCAAGGGUGGUCAUUUGAUUCUUUUUGACCUAGGACUGGUCAUUGAGUUUCCACCCAGGUCAACCAUCCUCAUACCUUCAGCAAUCCUACAACAUGGAAACAUGUUGAUCUCAUCCAGGGAAAAGCACCUUUCCUUCACUCAAUAUUUUGCAGGAGGGUUGAUAAAGAUGGGUUAG
Suillus subaureus is the source of this 627-nucleotide messenger RNA. RefSeq lists its product as uncharacterized. Lineage: Eukaryota; Fungi; Basidiomycota; Agaricomycetes; Boletales; Suillaceae. The record is from RefSeq and is a predicted model, not a curated record. Bases 1 to 627 code for a protein of 208 amino acids. The transcript is spliced from 4 exons.